Juglans microcarpa x Juglans regia is the source of this 2361-nucleotide messenger RNA. RefSeq names its product nuclear pore complex protein NUP1. Gene Ontology annotation, cellular component: nuclear envelope. The record is from RefSeq and is a predicted model, not a curated record. Gene Ontology annotation, biological process: nuclear membrane organization. NCBI's taxonomy places the organism in Eukaryota, Viridiplantae, Streptophyta, Magnoliopsida, Fagales, Juglandaceae.
UACACCCAAUCGUCGUCGAGGAAGACAGAGAGGGGAGGGGUGGGAAGGAGAAAAGCGGCGUCGCGGAGAGGGGCGCCAGGGAAAGAGAUGGAGAGCCAUGGAAAAACGACGUCAUCUUCUGUCCUUGACGGGGUAAGGGACGAAGAGAGGGGCGCUGGAGGUAAGGUCAAGAAGCCGCCGUCUCGGAAGCCGCCUUCUACACCGUACUCUCGGCCGCUGCCGAGCCAAGGUAGAGACCGACCCCAAUCUCAAGACCAAGACGGUGGCCGCCGCUGGCUCUCCAAGCUGGUCGAUCCGGCUUACCGGCUUAUUUCGAGCGGCGCAACUCGAAUUCUUCCUCUGUUAUUUUCCAAACCACCUGCGGUUCAUGCCCUUCCUUCCACCGUCCAUGAUCUUCAAAAAUUGAACUCAGAAUUUGAACAAGAUGAUGAUCGUGAUGGUCGCAAAUGCACAUUAAAUCUUGCAUUAUCCAGAUCAACCAUAGUAGCAGGUCCUAGUGGAGCAGAAGAUAGAUCGAAGAGUUGUUCUGACUUUGAUGGGCACAAAAAAGACUUAAAAGCCGACCUUUCUGAUGAUAGGCUUUCUGAAAUCGAAAGGCUGUUGAAUGGGAAAAAUUUUUCUAGGGAUGAAGUUAAUCAUUUGAUGGAGAUCUUACACUCUAGGGCUGUUGAUCGUAAUCCACACAUGACUUCUGGAAGAGACCCUGCAGGUCUUGUAGCAACAUGUGAAACUCCCAAAACUUCACAUGAAGAAAAAGAUUCAAAGCGAGCCCUUUGGGUUCGAGACGAAGUCGGUGCUUCACCAGUUGAAAUUGCUAGAGCAUACAUGGGGAACAGAGCGUCAGAAAUCAGCCUUGGUUUUAAGAAUACAACAUCAGAAGAUGAAAUAACAUUACUACAUGGUGAUGAAUCUACUGCAAAACCAUUUAUCCCAUCACCUUCACCUAAGCCAUCUACAUGCUGGCCUGGUUCCAUGGCACUUGAUCGACAUGAUUAUUCAACCCCACAAAGUCAAAGAAGCAGAUUUGGGCUUCAUAACUUUCCCCGAACCCCAUAUUCUAGAACUAUUUUUUCAAAGUCCAAGACUAGGAUCACUCAAUUACGGGGUGAUGGCAAUAGGGCUGUGAACGUUUCAUCUACGCCCCUGCAACAACCACAUACUCCUAUAUAUGGGCAGGUGAAAACGAGUGGUGCAGAUAAUGGUUAUGGAUCAGUGGGGCCCAUACGUAGGAUAAGUCAAAAACCUCUUGCAAAAUCUUCUUCAAGAGGAUCUGUAUAUUUUCAUACUCCCUUUGAUGGUCCAUCACAGGCGGGAAAUUCCAAUGCCUCUGUAGGCUUUUUGCCUUCUGUUAAGAAAAAUAUGGAACUUGGAGGAACAAGUGAAAUUUCAAAGUCUCAGUCAUCAUACGGUAAGCCACACAGCCCUGAGGUGGGUGUUCCGACCGUACAUCCACAUGCUACUCAGAUGGCUAGGAAGAUUUUGGAGCAUCUUGAUAGAAAUCCACCCACUCCGAGAGAUAAGUCUCUUGAGUUAGAGCUUGCAGCUAAAUGGAAGAAACCUGAGUCUUCUGAUGUCACCAAUAUCGUGUCAGAUAAACAUAGUAGCUUACCAAAGUUUGGAGAGUUUAAUUCUUUUAAGAACAGAGAACAAAUUGACCACAUGAAUUACGCUCAAAGGAGUGAAGAUAGAUGGAACUCUCAUUUUAAGGUUCCACCUCAGGAGAGUACCUCUGGAGCUACUGGUGCUCUUAAUAGAGGAAGUUCAGCUUCUUCGGGGACUAAACCGGUCUUGCCUUCUAUAACUAUUAGCAAGCCUGUCUCAAGAUGGCCAUUUUCUUCUGAUGCGGCCAGUUCUGCGUUUACAUUCCCGGUUUCUUCUUCCGUAGUAGAGCCACCAACACCAACCAUCAUGUUCUCAGCCGAUGGUCAGCAGCAGCCAAAAGAGGGACUUGCAGUUCCUCCAUAUAGUUUUGGCUCCAAAAGGUCCACUCCUGCCCUUGUUUUUUCCGUUCCUUCUACAAGCAGUGCCAAUAUUCAGGAAGAUGCUUUGGGUAUUAAGUUCAGCUUUGGUUCAGAUGAGAAUACAAGGUUAUCUUUCGGUUCGUUUGGAAAGAUGCUGUCUGCUACGAACUGAAACUGUUUUUUUUUUUCCCUUCUAUUCAUUUCCUUUCUGGGAUCUGUUUAUUUUUUGUGUGUUUUCGUUUUCGGAUAGAUUGUACUGAAAUCGGUUGUACCUUUAGUGGGGAAUGAGGUGGAAAAGCUGCUAAAAGCAGAAAAUGGCACAUUUCAUCCUCCAAUAAUACUCUGUUUCUUGGUUUCCAUGAGACACGUACACGACGUUACUGGUGGGAUUUAGGUUUGA